Fimicolochytrium jonesii is the source of this 1824-nucleotide messenger RNA. Its product is annotated as UV radiation resistance protein and autophagy-related subunit 14-domain-containing protein. The transcript has a single exon. Bases 245 to 1768 code for a protein of 507 amino acids. Gene Ontology annotation, biological process: SNARE complex assembly. The record is from RefSeq and is a predicted model, not a curated record. Gene Ontology annotation, molecular function: SNARE binding. Gene Ontology annotation, cellular component: lytic vacuole; endosome. NCBI's taxonomy places the organism in Eukaryota, Fungi, Chytridiomycota, Chytridiomycetes, Spizellomycetales, Powellomycetaceae.
GCAGAAAAGGAUCCGGCACUUGGACUGCAUCUUUAUAAGGAAUCUGGAAAAGCCCUUGGAAGUUGGGCCAAGGGCAGUCGUCACACAUAAUAACGAUGGGUCGUCGAAGAGCAAUCGCUCCGAUGGAGCGCCCGCAUCACCUACACCACCUCAUGGAAGCCUUGCGAUCACCCAAAUCCUGGCGCGACGGCGAAAGUCCUCGCAUCCCAGCCUCCAGCAGCCCAUCAGACGCAUCAGUCGUUCCAUGAGUGCGCAACGCCUCUUCGACGAACGCUACGGAGCAAGCAAAACAGCGACAUCGACCGACUUGUUGGACGCGUACUAUACACUUUCCCCCGUCGAUACCGCGCGGUCCCAACCGGACGAUUCACCCUUUUAUAUCAGCGAAGUCAUCGAGGCGUCUCGGAACCCGAAGUGGCAGUCGGUUGAUCGUUCUGCGUGCUCACGCCAGACGCCAUGGUCCGGAUCACAGUUCGUGCUCAAAGUUUGGGCCGCGAAACACUCUGAAAAACCCUUCGGAUGUUGCGAUGAGGUGGUGGUGGAUCUACAGCGGCUCAAAUGCAUAAGGACGAGCAUAGAUCAUGAGCCACAAGCGUCGGAACGCAACGCUAUCUUUUUGGAGAUUGGUGGACGAUUCUAUGUUCCCGCAAGGGACAUGCCUGCGUCGGAGUCUGAUCAUUCAGAGCCGACCAAGGUCUCGGUGCAUUCCGCAGCAUCGCGCAACUCGUAUUCCUAUGAGACGCUCAUGGCCGUGCUGGCAGCGCAGCGGGAGCUAUGUCAUGAGCAGCAGGACGUGUCCGGUCUUAUUGAGAAGGCGGAAGAGAUUUGCUCGAAGCAUCGCAGCCGGCGGGACCGGAUGGAACAGCAUCGGCAUCUUUCUCACCGGCUGAAUCUGAUAAGGGAAAAACUGAAAGUAGACACAGAAGAGGUGGAGAAGCUUAGAAAGGAUGCGUCGGACCUGCCGAAGAAGCGUUUGUCGAGUGAAGAAGGCCUAUCAUCCUUCUGGGAAGAGCUGGUGGAGCAGACGAGCGAGCUGAGGCAGGAUCACAUGUCAUUGGGCGAAACAGAAGAGUCCGUCGCAUCGAUGGCUGCAGAGAUCCGCCGACGACGCAAAGAUCUCAUUGCAGGCGCCGCAUCCAUAUUACCCAUCGACAGCGACGGCGACGCCUGGACGAUACGGGGACUCCGGCUUCCCAAUUCAAAUUUCGCAGGCCACGACGAUGACCAAAUAGCUACCGCCCUCGGAUUCAGCUCCCAUCUUCUGAACAUGAUAGCCCACUAUCUUGACGUCCCACUCAGAUACCCCCUGAGAUCCAUGUCAUCCCGCUCGACUGUCACCGAUACCGUCUCGGAGCACUAUACCGGCAGUAAAAUUCUCCCGUUGUAUUCCAAGGGUGUGGAGCGGAUACGGUUCGACUACGCUGUAUUCUUGUUGAACAAGGAUAUCGAACAGUUGAUGAAUCAUCUACAUCUUCCUGUUGUGAAUCUGAGACAUACGCUGGCGAAUAUGAGGGCGAUCAUCGACGCGGUCGCUGUAUGGAAGGUUGGCGAGGACAUAGAAGAGGAGGAUGCUGCACCGUCGCUCGAUAUUAGUGGCGCAAAUGGGGCUGAGGGGCAUGAGGCGGAAGUGGACGUCGGUGUCAUAAACAUCAGGGACGGGCAAGCGGAAGGGAUACCUGCGACGUUCGAGGACGCGCUUCGGAAAGCGGAGCUGAGCUUGCCGCUGCAUUCUGGGGGAGGGCAUCUUUCCGAUUAUAUCGUCUUAUGAUCGGAGCUCUGUUCGGCGUGACUGUUGAACCGUCAACCACGGGCGCUGCAGGGUGG